Messenger RNA from Mycotypha africana, 319 nucleotides. RefSeq lists its product as uncharacterized. The record is from RefSeq and is a predicted model, not a curated record. NCBI's taxonomy places the organism in Eukaryota, Fungi, Mucoromycota, Mucoromycetes, Mucorales, Mycotyphaceae. The transcript has a single exon. The coding region runs from base 47 to 217 and encodes 56 amino acids.
AAAGAAAAAAAACAAAAAAAAAGGGAAAGUGAGAAAAAAAAAAGUAAUGUUGAAUCAAAUCCAAACGCACAUAUACACACACGCACCCACACACACACACACCAAUGAAUUUUUUACACCAACAUUCGCGGUGUUACAACAGAUUAUUUCUUUGAUUUAUUCAUUGCAUGCACUCAACCUGUCACUACGGGUUCGGGCUUGUCUGCAGCAGAAUUAAUUCCACACCAGAAAAUAGAUGUCUUUAAUUUUACGUAACAGCGACAGCAGGAGUAGAGUAGGUUGAGGAAUUGAUCUUUCAAAAGAAACGUGUUUCGCAGAU